CCGCUUUCUUUCUCCGUCACACGCACACACACUGACUCCUUCUCGCCCUCUCUCGAAUGCCGCCAACCACACACCUCCCUUCGCCUCCUGAUCCUUCAUCUCUGCAUGCUGAAGCCGGGACUGUGAACGGCGAAGGCAAGGCAUCUUGGAUUGUUCAAAAGUAUGGUGGCACUUCGGUGGGCAAACAGCUUCACACGAUAGCAAACGUCAUUGCUCCUUCGUACCUCGCAAAUCGCAAUGUGCGCCUCGCCAUCGUGUGCUCGGCGCGGUCCGGCCAGACCAAGGCGCUUGGAACGACGAACUUGCUCCUGCAAGCUGCUAGCGAGGCCCUGCAGUCCGUCGAUGAAGACAAUCCUGAAGGGAGCAAUAGCAUGAGCAAUUCCGUCAGCUCCCUUUCGGGCUUAGGCGGAGGAGGCAACACGCCUCAGUCGGCAUUCUCAAGGAGCGCAAGGAGUUUGUCGCGACGAGGUGGAUUACGAAGCAAUGACUCGUCGCCGGCGCUAGCGUCGUCCCGGAGCAAUAGCGGUCUCGAGGCGCUGUCUCUCUCCGAGCAAAGCUCUCCCGCUUCCAUAGGGUACAAUGCCACGGUAGACAAGAUCAUGCAGGACCAUCUUGACGCUGUGAAGAAGGCGGUGACGAGAAACGAUAAAGCGCGAGAGACGCUCGAGAGCGAGAUCAUCGAUGAUUGCGAGCGAUUGCGCGACUUUCUCAUGGCGGCUAAAAUUAUCGAAGAGAUUUCGCCAAAAUCAAAGGACAUUAUCAUGUCCAUCGGCGAGCGAUUGUCAUGUCGCAUCGUCGUGGGCGCCCUGCUGGACGCCGGCAUCGAAGCGGAGCUGGUCGGGAUGGAGAGCAUCGUCGACGCUGCCUUUCUCGAAGAGGUCAGCAGCAAGGGCGGACCAAAAACAGCAGCAGCCGACGAGGUCAUGCUCGAUCAGAGCUUCUACGAUCUCCUGGCAGUCAAGAUGGCUGAGCGAUUGGAGCAAGUCAAGGGUGUCCCCGUCGUGACGGGCUAUUUUGGCAACGUCCCGGGCUCCUUGCUUUCUCAAGUGGGAAGGGGCUACACGGACCUGUGCGCGGCUCUGUGCGCCGUGGGCCUCCAUGCGUCCGAGCUGCAGAUCUGGAAAGAGGUCGAUGGUGUCUUCACUGCCGAUCCCCGCAAAGUCAGCACGGCUAGGCUGAUCCCUGCCAUCACGCCCGAAGAAGCCGCCGAGCUGACCUACUACGGCAGCGAGGUCAUUCACCCCUUUACCAUGGAGCAGGCCAUCAAGAAUUCUGUGCCUAUUCGUAUCAAGAACGUGGAGAAUCCCUCGGGCGGCGGAACGGUGAUUUUCCCACCGACGUCGCUACAGUCUCUCCAGAACGCGAGCGAACUUGACAUGAUGGGCGGUCACCUCAUCCAGCCUCAGACACCCGGCGCAAGCGGAACGUCUACGCCAUGGGGUAGCAACCCACUCGCUGCCAUGGUGCACGGAGGCGCUGCUAGCACCCUUGGCACACCACCAGAGCCUCGUCCCAGAAAGCUGCCCACGGCAGUCACCAUCAAAGACGAUGUUUGGGUACUCAACGUGCAUUCAAAUCGCAAGACACUCUCCCACGGCUUCUUUGCGCGCAUCUUUGGAACGCUGGACCGGCACGGCGUCGUUGUCGAUCUCAUCAGUACGUCCGAGGUGCAUGUGUCGAUGGCGCUGCACUCGUCGCAACCUGGUCUGCGCCGAUCGCGGACGGUGGAUCGCUUGCGCGCCGAGCUGGGCAGCCUGGGCACCGUCUCGCUGCUCAAAGACAUGGCCAUCCUCAGCCUCGUCGGCACGCAGAUGAGGAACAUGGUGGGUGUCGCCGGCAAGAUGUUUGCCACACUCGCCGAGGGCAACAUCAACAUCGAGAUGAUCAGCCAAGGCGCAAACGAGAUCAACAUCUCGUGUGUGAUCCACAAGAGAAACGCGCUCAAGGCGCUCAACCUCAUCCAUUACUCCGUGCUGGAAGUCAGCCCAAAGGCCAACAAUCUCGAAAGCGGCAAUUUUGGACGAUCGUUCUUCUAGCUUUGGAUUGCCCCUCGCUCUUACAUACAGUGUAGUGUGCCUGCCGUUUCUCCUGCCACUUGCUCGACCAUUGAUGAUAGAAAGAUUUAACGCAAGCCCAGAUAAUUGUUUGGAUGUUUCACAGAUUGAUUUGCGAGGGAGUUCACGAACGAUGUCAGGUGUGAAUGAGAGGGUAUGGUAAAACAUGAAGGAAGACCAGCUACGUCGGAAAGAAAAGACAAUUGUAAUAA
Acaromyces ingoldii is the source of this 2266-nucleotide messenger RNA. Its product is annotated as aspartate kinase. Gene Ontology annotation, biological process: amino acid biosynthetic process. The record is from RefSeq and is a predicted model, not a curated record. Gene Ontology annotation, molecular function: aspartate kinase activity. NCBI's taxonomy places the organism in Eukaryota, Fungi, Basidiomycota, Exobasidiomycetes, Exobasidiales, Cryptobasidiaceae. The transcript has 2 exons. The coding region runs from base 57 to 2036 and encodes 659 amino acids.